GCCGGAGCUUGGACACCCAGAAUGCGGGCACGGCUUACUAGGAGGGCGCUGCUCAGUCUGGUCCUCAGACUCCUGUUCCUGAACCCAGUGGCCACGGGCAGCUGCUCGGGCGAUGACCAAGAGCUCCUCAAACAGCUCCAGCAUCAGGCGGACUUCUUGCAGGACACCAGCACGCUCCUGGACCCCUAUAUCCGCAGCCAAGGCUUGGACGUGUCUGGACUGAAGGAGCGCUGCCAAGAGCGCCCUGGAGUCUUUCCCAGUGAGGAUGCCCUGCAGGCGCUCAGCAGAAGGGGCUUCCUGCAGACCCUCAACGCCAAGCUGAGCCAUGUCCUACAGAGACUGACAGCUUUCCAGGAGGACCUCCCCGAAGUCCAGGCCUUGGUGAAAGUGAAGAUGUAUAUCUUUGGGGUCAAGAAUAACAUCCACUGCCUGGCCCAGCUGCUUCCAGACUCCGCGAAGACAGCUGAACCCACUCAAGCUGGUCCGGGAGCCUCACGGCCGCCCACUACCACCCCAGACACUUUUCAGCGCAAGAUAGAGGGCUGUGAGUUCCUGCGUGGCUACCACCGCUUCAUGCACUCAGUGGGGCAGGUCUUCUACAAGUGGAGAAAGGGCCCCAGCAGGAGCCCGAGACACAGCUCCCACCAGGCCCUACAAAGGGGGGCUCACGGGAUGCAACCCUUCACAAGGGGCAAGGGACUCCUGCCUAGGGGACAGUUGCCCCGGUAGCCUUAGGGCCGCCCCAGCAGGUGCUCCUCAAGAUGGUGCCUCCUCGGGGCCUCCAAACCUGCUCCCCGUUUUCUUCCACCUCUCAGAAGUGCACUUUAACGGGUGAGAGCCAAGCAGGCUCCUCUACCUCCUCUCAGGUUGGGGCAUAGGAUCAGGCCAUUGCUCCCCCCAGGCCUGAGUUCCCCAGUCCCAGUGGGGUGGCUGGGUCAGGCCACAUGGAGCCAACUUUCCAUUGAUUCAGGGGUCUGAUGACACAGGCUGACUCAUGGCCAGACUGACAGCCCCCCCGCUCUGCUCCCCGGAGGCCUGCCGUCCCUUCCUUCCCAUGACUUGCAGAGCUGUUGCCCCCAGACUUCCUCCUUUCCGUGGUGGCCUGGUUCCGAGGGGGAGGUCAGUGCCUGAGCUGGCCUCCUAUGUCUCAUUGCCAGUCUCAGGCCAGACACCUGGACGUCUGAAUGACCUCACUUUAAGCAGCUAUGACAGGGGCAAUGUCCUGGAAGAAGCACUGAUCUGGGGGUUCCAAGGGACGGGGGCUCAGGUCUCAGCUUGGCCCCUAAUUUGCUGUGGCCUCCGGCAGGUCACUUUAUUUCUCUGGACUUCAGUUUUCUCUUUGUGAAUCAAGGGAGUUGGGGACUGUGUAAAGCCCUCUUUGCCUGUCAGCGGCUGGGACUCUGUGACAUAGGAUGGAUUUCAAAGUCUUUCCAUAAAUUGAGACACGGCGUCCAAAUGGACACAGGUGCAGACAGUUAUUUGCAGAUCUCUCAGCGCCUGGAAGCGGUUCUAGCUGCUGAUUGCUCCCCCUGGUGGUGCAUCAUGGAAUUUUCUCAUGCUGAAACCAUUGCCCUCUUGGAGGGUUCCCGGAAGCCGCUGGGCCAAUACCUU
Pteropus alecto (black flying fox) is the source of this 1611-nucleotide messenger RNA. It is a transcript of the gene OSM, whose product is annotated as oncostatin M. Gene Ontology annotation, cellular component: extracellular region. Bases 22 to 729 code for a protein of 235 amino acids. Gene Ontology annotation, molecular function: cytokine activity; oncostatin-M receptor binding. The transcript has 3 exons. Gene Ontology annotation, biological process: oncostatin-M-mediated signaling pathway; immune response. NCBI's taxonomy places the organism in Eukaryota, Metazoa, Chordata, Mammalia, Chiroptera, Pteropodidae. The record is from RefSeq and is a predicted model, not a curated record.